Messenger RNA from Sinocyclocheilus grahami, 781 nucleotides. It is a transcript of the gene mettl27, whose product is annotated as methyltransferase like 27. The record is from RefSeq and is a predicted model, not a curated record. The transcript is spliced from 6 exons. Lineage: Eukaryota; Metazoa; Chordata; Actinopteri; Cypriniformes; Cyprinidae. The coding region runs from base 31 to 759 and encodes 242 amino acids. Gene Ontology annotation, molecular function: S-adenosylmethionine-dependent methyltransferase activity.
CUAUGUGCUAACGUUACUUUCACAAUUCACAUGGCAGAUGCAUGGAGUCAGACGACCACAGGAAUGGCAAACAGCAGUUGGACCUUUUCUGACGUGAGAAAUGUGAUCCUGUCGGCCCAUAAAAACACAGGGGCCCAAGAUAAGGUUGGCUUCUAUGAUACCUGGGCUGAAAACUAUGAGCAGGAUGUAGCGCUGCUGGAUUACCGUGCCCCCUUGUUGGCAGCUGAGUGUGUGAGCUCAUUUUUCAGAGGUGACAGAGAGAAGGCCGCUGUCCUGGAUGUGGCCUGUGGAACAGGCCUAGUCUCUGCGCAUCUGAAGAAAAUGGGGUUUCGUCAUUUUGUUGGAAUAGAUGGAAGUUUGAAGAUGCUGGAGUUGGCAAAGAAAACUGGACUUUAUCAGCAGCUUACGCAAUGCCUGCUCGGUCAAGAUGAAGUUCCUGUUAAAUCUGAAACACAUGAUAUUGUUAUAAUUGUUGGAGCUCUAAGCGUUGGGCACGUGCCUUUAACAGUCAUCAGAGAACUCUGGGAUGCUACAAAACCAGGUGGCUAUGUGUGCAUGACUACAAGAGGGAACCCUGAUAACCGGGAGUACAAGGCUGAGCUGGAGCAAAUGAUCAGAGCACUUGAAGAAGAGCAGAAAUGGAGCCGUGUGACUGUAGUUGAGGUGGAGGAGUGGGAGAAGGCCGUUUCAGAACAGGACAGCGGGUACAUUCCAGGCGCAAUUUAUUUGUAUCAGAAAGGUUUUAAAUGCAGUCCAUGAUUUUAGGACCACACAAGGGAAA